AUGACGUCCAGCAGCAGCGCGGGCCGCCUGGACGUGUUGGUGGGGGAGCGGCUGGCGCAGGCCGCGCAUGAGAUCCUCCUCCUGUUUGACGCUGCGGUUCUGGAAUAUAAGACCGAGAUCCUCCGUUUGGGAAAGGAGACCGAGCGUCAGCAGCGGCUCCUGAACGCGUACAACCCCCGAGUGAUGCUGGAGCCCGCGCGCCUCGGCCUGGAGCCCCCCGGACCCCCCACCGGACUCCCACCUGGAUCCCCCACCGGACCCCCACCCGGACCCCCCACCGCGUCAGCCUCAGCCUCGGCCUCAGUCUCGGCCUCAGUCUCGGUCUCAGCCUCGGGCCCGGGGAGCGUGCGUGUGAAGGAGGAGACCGUGGACGUGGUGCACAUCAAAGAGGAGAUAGAUGCAGUGCGGAUCCACGAGCACGCGCUGGACUUCCCAUUGUCCAUGUUCGAGAACGAGCCUCUGGAUCCAGGGCUGUUUGUGCAGGGGGCGAGCACGGAGGACAAAGGGGGAGUGGAGGAGGCAGGUCUGGAGUCUCCUGUACAGUUUGAAGACAUGAUCAAUGACUUUACUCCGACUUCAAGCAAGAAACGGCAGAAAAAAGUAUCGAACCAGAUCCAGAACCAGAUCCAGAACCAGAUCCAGAUCCAGAACCAGAUCCAGAACCAGUCUCGGCUCAGCCCCCUCCCGUUCAGCGCCGCGUCUCUGAGCGACCCCAAACUGGAGACGUGUGAAUGUGGGAAAGUGUUUGUCAACAAAGCAGAUCUGUUCCGCCACGUUCAGACGCACGUGAAGGACCGACCUUACGGCUGCUCCGUCUGUGGGAAGGGCUUCACGGUGAAGAAGAACAUGGAGGUGCACAUGCGCAUCCACACGGGAGAGAAGCUGUACGCCUGCACCGUCUGCGACAAACGCUUCAUCCAGGCCUCCACGCUCAACUCGCACAUGCGCACGCACUCGCAGGACCGCGCCUUCAGCCGCGCAGGUGGCAGCCGGCCCCGCGACCCCACCGCCGCCAAACCCUUCAAGUGUCCCGUGUGUCAGAAGGGCUUCAAGCUGAAGCCGUAUCUACAGGCCCACAUCCUGGUGCAUGUGGCCGACAGACCUUUCAGCUGCUCAGAGUGCCCCAAGACCUUCAGAAGGAAGGUGUACCUGAAGAACCACAUGGCCAUCCACAGCAAACAGAAGACUCUGAACUGUAAAGAGUGCAACACGGCCUUCCCCGACCUGCAGACGCUGCUCCGGCACAAGCGCGUGGCUCACGUGGCCGAGAAACCUUUCGGCUGUUCCAAGUGCAACCGCAAGUUCAAGGACGAGGCCACGCGGCAGCAGCACAUGGCGGUCCACACGGGGGACAAGCCGUUCAGGUGCACGGUCUGCUACACCGGCUUCACGCUCAAGUCCAACCUCUGCACCCACAUGAAGAAGCACAAGAAGCACAAGGACGUCACCUCCUUCUACUGCUCCCUCUGCAGCAUCCACUUCCUGUCCAAAGCCAACUUUGUCAACCACAAGGCGACCGUGUGUCCCGAGAGCUCCAGCAUCGACCUGACCUGA
This is a messenger RNA of Knipowitschia caucasica, 1554 nucleotides long. The record is from the annotation of a GenBank genome assembly. Lineage: Eukaryota; Metazoa; Chordata; Actinopteri; Gobiiformes; Gobiidae.